AGUGGAAUCCCCCAUACGCAGAAUGGACCUUGCACAAUAAAUUAUUACAGAAAAAGAAGCUGUCAAAGAUUGGCCAUGAAGGAAUUCGAAGCCAUCGGCGACGAGCUAAAGGCUCUUUUGUCGCAGCAUUUCCAAGUUGUUGCCACCCACUCUCAACGUCAAGAUCAAUGGUACAAACGCUCUUAUCAAUCCUUCACAGCAGAAAAUGGUAACCGUGAACCACUUAUUCUUGUGCCACGCGAAUCCCGAGAAGAAUGGGUUCCCCACGUACGACGUUUCGCAAUAACUCUGGCUGCUCGAGUGAUAGCUGCGGGCGAGGCCCAGACUUCUCAACCAAGAGUUGAUACCUCAGAGUCGAAACUUUUCUCGGACAGAGUUCUCGACGCGAUCCAUGUCCAACCUCUUAGUCGAGCUGUCAGGGGGAAGGGACAGCUGCGACCAGUUGCGAUGCAGAUCACGCGGUGGACUUCUACGAAUGGAUAUGUAUUCAGCGGCACUGAGCGGAUCACGGGCAUCAAAGGACUCAUCGCAUGUGGAGAAGUCGAUGUACUGCUCCAAUUGGCAACGCUGCCACAGACACAUCCACCGAAAGAACGUGAGAUAGAUGCUUCGCGGUGGAGAUACCUGAACAGAGACUGGCAGGAUGUCAUCGAUGCUAUCCUUUCGAUCAUGUGGUUUCUCGGAGCUAUAGAGUCCUUUCCCCAAGACUUCGUCUCUGAAGAUGGUUAUAAGUACUGGGUCCCCAUAGUAUUCCACAAUUAUCUUUCGCGAUUCCAGCCAUAUAUCGAAGCCCAUGACGGCAAGAUACCAAGCACGGCCGAGGCAAUACAGAAUGAGAUAUCUCAAUGCAUCAAGGCUCUGGUUGCAGGUCAAGCUUUCUCCUCCAAGGCUGGUUUCGACCCCAUACAGUGGGAAGACCGCAUCACGGACAACUUUCUGUACAUUCUAGGGUUUGAGGCCUGGAAUCGAAGCAGAGAAGGGGCAGGCUAUCUGAACUGUGAUCUGAAUGUCACCAAGACUGCAAAGUCGCUUCGCAGUAUCAGCAAUAGUGGUGAAGAUAAUGAUUUUACAGAACAGAUGACUCAGGGCAAUAAAGGGGCUGCUGCAAAGCCCAAAGACCCUCUCAAGCUGAGGGAACCGAAGAAGGAGAUGGCUCCUGAAGUGGACGAGGAGGAGGAACAGGAAAUGGAGGAAUUGGCUGUUCUGGAGACUAACGAGAAGGACUAUGGACGGAAGAGAAGUAUGAAGUAUAUGACGAAGCACAAGGAUUAAUUCAUGACUCUGUGUUGCUAAGUUCUGUGCGAUACUAUUAGCCCCAGCCGAACCUGCUUGAAAAGUACGAUUCAACCGAGUGUCAAGAAGCUCAGUUAAAGCGAGGGUUUACCAGCCACCAAAUUGGGUAUUAUUGUGGCUUAUACAUGCGCC
Molecule: messenger RNA, 1425 nt
Organism: Fusarium oxysporum Fo47
Lineage: Eukaryota; Fungi; Ascomycota; Sordariomycetes; Hypocreales; Nectriaceae
Exons: 1
Coding region: 76-1272 (398 amino acids)
Source: RefSeq, a predicted model, not a curated record